This is a messenger RNA of Antechinus flavipes (yellow-footed antechinus), 2812 nucleotides long. It is a transcript of the gene IL12RB1, whose product is annotated as interleukin 12 receptor subunit beta 1. Gene Ontology annotation, biological process: cytokine-mediated signaling pathway. Bases 522 to 2378 code for a protein of 618 amino acids. The transcript is spliced from 13 exons. Gene Ontology annotation, cellular component: external side of plasma membrane. Gene Ontology annotation, molecular function: cytokine receptor activity; protein binding. NCBI's taxonomy places the organism in Eukaryota, Metazoa, Chordata, Mammalia, Dasyuromorphia, Dasyuridae. The record is from RefSeq and is a predicted model, not a curated record.
UAAAAAAAACAAAACAAUAAAUCAAGCCAUGAUUUGUAGUGUUGGAUAAUUUUGGAGGUCUGAAUGUUCACUCUAAAAAUUUAACAAUCAGCUCUAAGCUCUGGGAGCCCAGAGUCAGCUCCAGUCUCUCUGUAUUGUGACACCCUCAGUGAGUGCUUCAAAUAAGCCCUAUAUUAUUAGUGGAUUGAUUGCAUCCAUAACUCUUAUGUCAGAUCCAUCAUAUGGACUGUACAUUCAGGUGGUCUUAAAUAGCCUUCCCAGGCAGUCUGUUCCAUGUCCAUGGAGUAAUUGAGCAUGGGUGAUGCUUUGGGAAUUCCAGAGUCCUUCAAGUCUCAAUACCAUAUUGGGAUUACAGCUGUGUGACCAAAAACUUCUCUCUCCUCUUGAGUCUUAGAAAUGGGAAUUGUUGCUAUUUUGAAGCAGGAACUACCAACCGAGUCAGGUUUACUGACCAAGCUAAGGUGUCCAUCCUACAGAAUGUCACAUUCUGGGUGGAAUCUCGAGUUGGAAAUAGAAUAACAAUGUCCCCGAAAAUCACUGUGGUGCUCGGCAGGGCCUUCAAGUAUGACCCUCCCAGUGGAGACAUGGUUAUUUCCAAAUUCCACGGCCGUCUCAUGAUAGAAUGGAAGACGCCUGAAAAGCAAGAGAAUGCCAUAGCUGAAUAUCGAUACAGGACGUGGAAUGGAACGUGGGAACAGGGAGAUUGUGGCGGCCAGACGAACUCUGAUGUUGAAACCUGCGCUCUCCAGCUAGAAGGACCUGUUGCCUAUGAAGUUCAGCUCCGCCGCCACAAAAAAGCUUCCCCGACUGGUCAGUGGAGUGACUGGAGCAAGUCCAUUUGCAUUCCUGCUGAAAUUCUCAAAAUUCCAGAGAUGAAUUACACAGUGGGAAAACUCAAUAAUGAUGGAAAGAGGGACCUCAUCCUUGACUGGGAGCCCAAGCAAGUGAAGCAACCUCUCAACUGCUCAGAAAAAGUGAAUUUCAGCCUUGUUCUUCGGAUGGUUUCCUGCUCCUGCAGACCAAAGGCUAAGAAGAAGAUGAAGCUGGAGAAAGUGAUCCAAAUUUCUGGGGCAGAAUAUGAUGCCAUCAUCCAAACCCAGGGAACCAUUGGGCCACAGUUAAACAGGACAUUCCGUAUCCCUGCUGAACUCAACUCGAAUUUUUCUGCAGAGUGUCUGAACAUCAGCACCUCAGAAGAGAACAUGACAAUGCAAUGGGACAUCUUAGAAAGAAAGGUCAGACGUUACUGCAUUGAAUGGUACCCCCACCUUGCCAACUGGGCAGAUGCCAAGUGUGCUCUGGAGAGCUUUCAGGAAUCAAAAAAUAAUAAAAAAGUGACAUAUAGCUGGAAUAAAGCUUUUGGAAUCAUGGACCUUGGAAAAUGUUACCGGAUUAAUAUUUAUGCUUCAGACAAACCUCACAACCCUUAUUCCUGGGUCACUGUCUUCUCUGGGCACCAUUUCAGUGGGGAUGUUUUGAAAGCUGGGCCCAGUUACUUCAAAGUGAAAAGAAUAAUAGCCCAUGAAGUAACCCUGGAAUGGAAUCCUUCCCCACUCAGCAAGUGCCCAGGAGUAUUGAAGAAAUAUGUUAUCUAUUGCUGGGAUGAAACCAACAACAAAAGUAUCUGUUAUGAUGUGAAUGCUUCUGCCUUAGAGUACACAAUAGGCAAUCUGAGUGAGGAUACUUUCUACACCAUUAAGAUUCGAGGAAUCACAACAACCACCUUUGGGGCCUGGAGUGAGCCCCUGAGAUUUAAAUUAGAUCGAAAACCGGCUCACAAAUUUCCCUUUCUCCUGCUGUGCGUGUUAAUUUUUGCAGCCAUAGUCCUCGUGGCCGUUCCUGUAUAUUUUGUCCUAAAGAGGGUGAAAAUCUUCCUGUGUCCACCUCUACCCAAUCCCUCUAUAAGCAGUGCAACUAAGUUCCUUGCAGAGGACAUGAAGCUGGUCAGGCCAUGGACAGGAUCUUCAAACACAGUGGAAGAUGUUGGCCUAAGGGAGCAAUUAUUGAUUAUUGAGGUCAGCUCUCCCAAAGUGGAGCCUGAAGUGGGCUCUGAGGUCAAACUACUGAACCUUGAGGACCCCAAGGGAAUCCCAGACAUCAAAGAGCGACAAAUGGGUGGAGAAAAUGAUCCCCCCCUGGAGUUGGAGCUCCCUUCUGGCUACAGAAGACAGAAUCAUGUGGAAACCGUUGGGGAGGACGUCCCACAAGAUACUAGGCAGCUGUGUGGUCAAGAUGAUGAUGAUAGAAAAAAAAAGGCACCAUCUUUCAUCUCUCCAGAGGCAGAGGUCCCUGCAAGGACAUUAACACUUUCUCUUCUUUCAGUUCUAAGACCAUCUGAAGCUUCAGGAAACUUGAAUCUUAAGUUACAUGAGGAAUGAACCUGAGAAAAUGGCAAUGACUUCUUAGGAUGCCAGACUUAGAAAGGCCCAUAGUACAUAGAGUGUCAGGGUUGGGAGGGAGCCUAAAACAGAGAGUAUCAGAUCUGGAGGGAACUUAGAUGAUGGUGUCAGAGCCGGGAGGGUCUUUAGAACCCAAAAUGUCAAGAUUGGGCGGGUCCUUAGGCCACAGAAUAUUUGAGUUAAAAGGGUGCAUAGAAGAGAAAAUGUAAAAUUUGUGGAAUCACUUAAUGUAUCUAAAAUUCCAAGAUUUUUCUAUAAUAGCUAUGUUCCAUUAUAUAUAAUUCCAUAAUAUCUGAAAUUCUAUGAUUACUCAAAUUGUUCUUCCUUGGGGUAAAAAAAAUUGAUGGGAUUAAAAAAAUGAAUGAUGAUGUAUAAACCAAAAUAAAAGAUGAGAGAUGGUGUAAUAAAAUAAA